Aspergillus alliaceus is the source of this 2376-nucleotide messenger RNA. RefSeq lists its product as uncharacterized. The record is from RefSeq and is a predicted model, not a curated record. The transcript is spliced from 4 exons. Bases 1 to 2376 code for a protein of 791 amino acids. NCBI's taxonomy places the organism in Eukaryota, Fungi, Ascomycota, Eurotiomycetes, Eurotiales, Aspergillaceae.
AUGAAGAUCAGUCUUUGUUGGACAUAUUUGCUCUUCGCAGUGGGUGUAUCCGGGAGGUUUUCUAAUGCCCACCCAAGGUCGAUUCUACCACCAAAGGUUCUGCACCCCACAUAUCCUCCGGGGCAUAAUCCUUUCGAUUUACAGCAUCUCAUCCCGCGGCUCGACCACUCUUUAUAUUUUGCAGAGAAGGGUAAGAAAACGACGGACCCUACUGCGUUCGGUAGUCUGAAUGCCACUCUCAUCUAUCCAACUGUCAUCCUGGACCACUCAGCUCAUAUUCAAAGCGUGGACUGCUCUGCGGAUGGACUUACAAUCUGCUUCAAUGAGAAAGCUAGAGAGGUUGUACAUAAGAACUGGGAUCUUAAGCUAGAGAAUUCCCCUGUCAUUAUAUCCCCUCAUUUCCCGGGCUGUGGAAGGUACUAUCAAGGAGAAAGAACUUACUGGCAGAUCAUAUCAUCUCAGUUGGAGUACAAUAAGAAGGAAUGCAUCCACGCCAAAACAAAGGAGAUUACCUUUCCAAGUAUCAUACAAGGUGGUAAUCUCCGCUUUGGCCAUUUCGAGGCCCACAAGGGGAGCUCGAUAGACGAUCAAAGCCAACGGGGUGAUUUGAAAGACGUACAGGACAUAUCUAAUAAUGAGGAUGCUCUUCAUCGUUUUUUCGGCGAGAGGCCAUCAACAUCUUUUUUUGACACCGGAUUAGCCUCGCAGCAGAUAAUGGUCGGCGAAACAGGGCCUGUUUAUUAUUGGGGUAUUGAUCUCGGUGACCUUUUCCAUCGGACAACUACGGUCUUCGCCCAUGGUCUUUCAUGGAUUGGCGAUAAAUUGCCCGCGGUUCGCCGCAUAUUGCAAGAUUUCAAAGAGCUCGGAAAGUUUAUUAGAGAUCCGUUGGGUUAUGAAUGGUCACUAUCCCACUCGCACUCGUGGAGUUAUAACAUUGGGGCCACCAACACGCUUCUGCCAGGUCUCUCUCCUAUUUUUGGUACCGGUAGCGGCCUUCUAUUGGCUAGUGAUAGUGCGCUGUCGGGAAAAUUACAGUUUGACAACUGUUAUGCAAAGGGAAGCUUUGCAGUCACGGGGGAUAUAUCUUUCAGUUUACACGGGGGAGUCGAUAAAGCCGAGUUGGAUGUCGGGUUCGAUCUAGAUUCGCGUUUGGCAAUGUCUAUCACGUUGGAGGAAAAGGCUAACCUGAUCGAUUACAAAAAGGAGAUCGUAGCUUGGAACCUCUUGGAAUUAGAGAUCCCUCAAGUUAUCAGUAUUGGGCCACAGCUCUCUUUGAACGCUGUUGUAAACCUGUCUGCUUCAAAGAAGUCUACCAUUGAAGUCGGAGGGUCGCUCAAGAUAGACCAUACCCGUGCUAAGUUGGACCUCAAACAGUUGACAGGCUCUAUUGAUGGGUUUCGCCCAGGCUUCACCCCAAUCGCCAAUGCUCAAGGAGGUUCUUCAUCAGUGACACUGAGUUUUGGACUUCCCCUAGGACUUGAACUUGGGAUAGAUGCAUUUGGCGGGAAGUGGAAAGCUGAGGUUGGCUUAUAUGAUAAGAUUUCUGCGGAAGCUACUGCUCAGGCCUCUGCAGAAAAGGAUUGCCCUGGAGUCAGCAUUGAUCUCGGUGUCAAGAACAAGAUCUACCUCGGCAUACCAACGAACCCCAGCAUAUUUACAAUCGAUGAACGCACAUUGCUAUCGAAGAAUCCGAUCUGUAUCAGGACAUCAUCUAGUAACUUUAACACUCUAGGCCUUCAACAAUUCGAGACUCUAUUAUCCGAAAAGAAUACUGCUCAAGUAAUAUAUAUGAAAAAACCAUCAACGAUGGACCUGCAAGAUCCAUUCACCAGGAUUCGUGGAAUGCAAGGGAAGAUGCUCACCGAUAGAAACCAAACCGCCGCUCUUUAUGUGGGCAAGGGAGACCGCCUGUACCUUGUGCCUGCUUAUGAUCCCACGAUACUUGAGGGUGCCAGUUUCCAAUAUUUCCCAGAUAUAUCGGACUCUUUGUUUAUUAGGGAUGGCUAUGGUGGUUUCUUGAAUAUCGACCCUGAGGAAAUGCAUAGUUUUGGGAUGAGUAGCUUGCGCUCCUCGCGUCUGACCCAGAUGCCGGCCAAUGCAGUGUGGGUUGUAUUGCUCGAAGUUGCGGUAGAUGAGCCUGGUGAGGCUGGUACGCUUGUUGCACUAGAUAGAGACCAGCAUGUUCUUCUCAGCCUUGUGGCAUGCCAUGCACCCAAAAAAGGGGUGCGCGUGUACUUGGGUCUUUCCGAAAAUAUCGAGGACCUAAUAGGUCGGUUGAAUCGCGGUGAACUGGACAAGUUCAUUGAAGGUGAAGGGCAGCACUGUCAGCCUGUUCAUCUCACAUCCCACACUACUGGAUUCAGGCUUGAUCAAUAA